GUCGCCUCGUAGCUUCGCUUGCAGUCGCUGCUGCAACGGAUGGACUCGUACGGUGGGGAGAGACAUCAACCAGGGACUGUUUUACUGUGCUGUUAGCUUGUUGUCGGAUGUAACGUGAAUUGUCAACCCGAAGACAUUUCAUCUGGGUGACGAAACACAAUUUUCGGUUCUUUUUUGUUUUAAAGAAGUCGAUUCGCUUCCUUUUUUCUCCCCCCAACACACACACACAGAUCGAUUGCCCGUCGUAUGAAAAAGGGCGUGUGUUCGGGGUGAGGAGUAGUUUGUUGAAGAUUUCAUGUGGAUAUAUAUGGUGUGUUAGAUUUUUUUCACACCACCUGGGUCUGAAGGACGUAGUGUAGGAUGGGGUGCACGUUGAGUACCGAAGACAAGGCGGCGGUGGAGCGCAGUAAAAUGAUCGACAGGAAUCUGCGGGACGACGGGGAGAAGGCGGCCAGGGAGGUCAAGCUGCUGCUGCUCGGUGCUGGGGAAUCAGGGAAAAGCACAAUUGUCAAGCAGAUGAAAAUCAUCCACGAAGCCGGCUACUCAGAAGAGGAGUGUAAGCAGUACAAGGCCGUGGUCUACAGCAACACCAUCCAGUCCAUCAUCGCCAUCAUCAGAGCCAUGGGGCGCCUCAAGAUCGACUUUGGUGAAGCCGCACGAGCCGACGAUGCACGGCAGCUGUUCAUCCUCGCCGGGUCUGCUGAAGAAGGCUUCAUGACGGCCGAGCUCGCCGGCGUCAUCAAGCGGCUCUGGGUGGAUCGAGGAGUUCAGGCCUGCUUCAGCCGCUCGCGCGAAUAUCAACUCAACGACUCGGCAGCAUACUACUUGAACGAUUUGGACAGGAUAUCCCAGCCCACUUACAUCCCGACCCAGCAGGAUGUCCUGAGGACCCGAGUCAAAACCACGGGCAUCGUAGAGACGCACUUUACCUUCAAAGACCUCCACUUCAAAAUGUUUGAUGUCGGAGGUCAGCGAUCAGAGAGGAAGAAGUGGAUCCACUGCUUUGAGGGUGUCACAGCCAUCAUCUUCUGCGUGGCCAUGAGCGAUUAUGACCUGGUUCUGGCCGAGGACGAGGAGAUGAACCGAAUGCAUGAGAGUAUGAAGCUGUUUGAUAGCAUCUGCAACAACAAGUGGUUCACAGACACUUCCAUCAUCCUCUUCCUCAACAAAAAAGACCUUUUCGAGGAGAAAAUCAAGAAGAGCCCACUCACGAUCUGCUACCCCGAAUACGCAGGCUCCAACACGUACGAGGAGGCAGCUGCCUACAUCCAGUGUCAGUUUGAAGAUCUGAACAAGAGGAAGGACACCAAGGAGAUUUACACCCACUUCACCUGCGCCACAGACACCAAGAAUGUGCAGUUUGUCUUCGACGCAGUCACCGACGUCAUCAUCAAGAACAACCUGAAAGACUGUGGUCUUUUCUGAGCAUAAUGACAACGAAGAUGAACUGCUUUUGGCGGUGGAGCCAGCUCAUUGUGCAUCUUUUAUAGAGAGGAUGAGAAGAGGAUCAAUGAUGGACCAGUGCUGUACUAUACGCCCCUUUUAACAGCUUUAUUUAUGUUUCUGUCUCCGAACAUUAUGGGUUAGCGUUAUUACAUUUGUGUAGGCUGUUUGUAUCAAUGUAAAAGCAUCACCAUACUUUUUUAAUUCGUUUUUUUUUUUUUUUUAUUAUUCUUUGUUUUUCAUUUCUGAGGAGUAGGAGAUUACAAAGUUUUUCGCUGUUUCUUCUUGCCGCCAUUUUUGGAAACGGAAACCUUGCUGUUGGUUGGAAAAGCUCCUUUUUGCUCCUUUUCCGAAAACACAAAAAAGGGACGAAGAAAAGCGGAACAAUUCCAAGUCCAGUUUGUUGGUACCUGUGCCUUCGCAUGCCUUUUACUGCGGUCGUAGUCUCGAUGCUUGUUCUGUUGCCUGCUGAAGUUGUUCUAAACAUAAAAACGUAAACUGUUUUCAUACAUUAGUGUCUCUACUAUCUUCUUUGUGCACAUCACUGAGCUGUCAUGAGGAGGAAAAUCUCUAUAGGUUCAUGGCGAUCAACAUGUAGCCUCCACAGUCCCCUAGCCCACCUCCCCAAUCCCCCUUCAUUCCACAUGCCAUGACAUUGGAGGACCUUUCUGGCCAAUCACAGAGUUCAAUACUGAGAUGUAUAUUGUUACAUUUAGCCCACAAAUCUGGGGCUCUUGUUUUUAAACUGUACAAAGAUACCACAUAUUCCCAAUCGUUCACAAAGCGGUUAGUCAAGGCACUGAGCGUUUAAUGUAAUCAAGUAUUUUAAGUAUGGAGACCAGAUUUGGCACAUUUUACUGUAUAUUUUAACAUAUUUGGAAGAGAUGUGAGAUUUUGGUGUUGGAUAUAAAAGCAGAAUCGCGGGAUGGAUUGUUGUAAAGUUGAGGGUGAAACGAUGUAAGCUGAUCUGUUUAAAAAGUAAGCUUUUCCUGUACUUGAUGAGAAGUACAACGGUCAGGGUGUUUCUGGUCUGCAGGUCGGUCUGACCGCAGUCCGAAGAAGACACGACACACACGCAUACAGGCCUGGAUCUUUUCAUGUAAAGAAACUGCCGCAACUGUCGGUGUAUGUGUAUGUUCUCCAUGUAAAGAGAAUCUUUGUAGACUCAUCUCCCUUAUUUUGCUAAUAAAAACCAUUUACAAACCUUUAA
Messenger RNA from Girardinichthys multiradiatus, 2653 nucleotides. It is a transcript of the gene gnai1, whose product is annotated as guanine nucleotide binding protein (G protein), alpha inhibiting activity polypeptide 1. Bases 361 to 1425 code for a protein of 354 amino acids. The transcript is spliced from 9 exons. The record is from RefSeq and is a predicted model, not a curated record. Gene Ontology annotation, cellular component: heterotrimeric G-protein complex. Gene Ontology annotation, molecular function: GTPase activity; G-protein beta/gamma-subunit complex binding; GTP binding. Gene Ontology annotation, biological process: adenylate cyclase-modulating G protein-coupled receptor signaling pathway. NCBI's taxonomy places the organism in Eukaryota, Metazoa, Chordata, Actinopteri, Cyprinodontiformes, Goodeidae.